Penicillium chermesinum is the source of this 999-nucleotide messenger RNA. RefSeq lists its product as uncharacterized. The coding region runs from base 1 to 999 and encodes 332 amino acids. The record is from RefSeq and is a predicted model, not a curated record. NCBI's taxonomy places the organism in Eukaryota, Fungi, Ascomycota, Eurotiomycetes, Eurotiales, Aspergillaceae. The transcript is spliced from 3 exons.
AUGUCGGACCUCCCAGAAAUGCAAUAUCGCCACCUCGGCAAGACCGGCCUCAAGGUCUCCGUGAUCUCGCUGGGUAGCUGGCUCACCUACGGCGGCCACGUUGGCAACGAAAUCGCAUUCGACUGCAUGAAGGCCGCCUACGAUGCGGGCAUCAACUUCUUCGACACGGCCGAGGUAUACUCCGCCGGCCAAGCGGAAGUCGUCCUGGGCGAAGCCAUCAAAAAGUUCGGCUGGAAGCAAAACGACCUGGUCAUCUCCACCAAGCUGUACUGGGGCCGCGGCAACACCGACAAGAGCGACAAUCUGCUCAACAACAAGGGCCUGUCGCGCAAGCAUAUCAUCGAAGGCAUGGACGCGUCGCUCAAGCGUCUGGACCUCCCCUACGUGGACAUCGAAAUCGUCCGCGCCUUCAACUACCUGAUCGACCACGGCAAGGCGUUCUACUGGGGAACUUCGAUGUGGAGCGCGGACGAGAUCGCGGAUGCGUGGCGGAUUGCCGACAGGCUGGGCCUUGUCGGGCCGGUGGUCGAGCAGCCCAAGUACAGCCUUUUGACGCGCGAGCGAGUCGAGAAAGAGUACCGCUGGCUGUAUGAGGCGCACCACGGUCUGGGACUGACUAUCUUCUCGCCGCUGGAAGGUGGUGUUCUGACCGGCAAGUAUAACGACAGCGAGACGCUGCCCGAGGGAUCGCGACUGGCAUUGUCGGAGGAUCGACGCAAAGCGGUGGUGGAGAAUGAGAACUGGAAAGCACAGCUGAAGAAGGUCGCGGCUCUGAAGCCUAUUGCACAGGAGCUGGGCAUCUCGACUGCGCAGCUGGCGUUGGCGUGGGUGGUUAAAAACCCUAAUAUUUCGUCUCUGAUCAUUGGUGCCUCGCGCCCGGAGCAGGUGCUUGAGAACGUUCGAGCGCUGGCUGCGGUUGAGAAGUUGACGCCUGAGGUGUUGAAGAAGAUUGAGGCGGCCGUGGAGACCCAGCCCGAGAUCGAGCCUCGACGGUUCUAG